AUGAUAAAAAACGGAAACAGCGUUGUAUUUGAGAGAGAUAAGUGUCUCAUUAAAAACAAAUUGGAUGAAUUAGUUGCGGAAGCAUAUCUGGUUGAUGGAGUGUAUAAAUUGAAAAUACAAACACAGAAUUGUUUAUUGACAGCAGUCAGUGGAGAAACAUGGCACAGACGGCUUGGCCAUAUCAAUAGCACAGAUAUGAACAAGAUGAAGACGUGUGGACUGGUAGAAGGACUAAAUUAUCCUGAUGUGUUCGUUAUAAGCAAAUCCAGCUGUCAAACAUGCUGCGAGGGGAAGCAAUCUAGAUUACCAUUUAAUUCUGGAUCACGAGCCACAGAAACUCUUCAAAUCAUUCAUUCUGAUGUCUGUGGGCCCAUGGAGACAAUGUCAAUAGGCGGUGCUCGCACUACAGAAACUGUAACUAUUCCAGUAGUGGAGACCACAGAUUCAGUGGGGGAAUUGUUGGAGGAAUCUGCGGUGAAGACAGAAUUUCUUUACAAUCAGUCAAGUUCAAGUUCCAGUGAGUGUGAUUACUCAGAAAGCCUAAAUAAUUCUUUCCAUAAAAAAAAGGAAGAGAGUGACAAGAAAGAGAAAGAAGAAGAAACAAACAAUGUACCUCAGACAAAUGAAGAACCAAAGAAACGGCUAAGAAAAAGACCGGAAAGAUAUGGGUUUGCAAAUAUGAGUACUACAUCUAUAGGAGACAAUGAACUGACUUAUGCGGAGGCUAUCAGCGGUCCUGAGAGCCAACAAUGGCUGCAGGCGAUGACAGAAGAGCUGCAGUCAUUCGAUGAUAACCAAGUUUGGGAGAUAGUCGAUGCUCCAGAUAGUGCUAGUGUAGUGCAGUGUAAAUGGGUCUUAAAAAAGAAAAUAGAUUGUGACAAUAAAGUGCGAUAUCGUGCCAGACUUGUAGCAAAAGGUUUCACGCAGAGGGCUGGUGUGGACUAUGAUGAAACUUUUUCCCCAGUGAUUAGGCACUCAACCUUGCGUUUACUUUUAUCUUUAAGUGUGCAGUUAGAUAUGAAUGUUACUCACUUAAAUGUCACAACAGCUUUUCUUAAUGGUUAUUUGAAAGAGAGUAUAUUUAUGCACUUGCCAGAAGGUUUUCCUAAUAAAGAGCCAAAUAAAGUAAUGAAAUUAAAAAAGGCUGUUUAUGGCUUAAAACAAUCAUCUUUGGCUUGGUAUCAAAGAGUAGAUGAAACAUUGUGCAAUUUAGGUUACAGAAGAUGUGAACUUGAACCUUGUGUUUUUAUAAAAAAUCAUAAUAACAAUAAGAAAACUAUUGUUGGUGUCUAUAUUGAUGAUUUUAUAAUUUUCUCGAAUAAUGAGUCAGAAACUAAGUCCUUGAUAGAAACAUUGAGUCAAAAGUUUAAGAUUAAAGAUUUGGGACAAGUUAAACAGUAUUUAGGUAUGAGAAUUAAUAUAAGCAAAAAUGUUAUUACAAUAGAUCAGGAGAAUUAUAUUGAACAGAUAGCAAAUAACGAACGCCAUUUAUAUUUGCAGAACGGACAAACACCAUUGGACAUCGCUUCAAAGCUCGGCUACGUCACAGUGAUGGAAACACUAAAGGAAGUAUCAGAGCCUUCAGUUGCCCCGGCUUCUCAAGACAAGUACAAAGUGAUGGCACCUGAGACGAUGUUGGAAACGUUUAUGUCAGACUCGGAGGAAGAAGGAGAAGACACAAUUCUCAACGACCAACCCUACAGGUACCUUACGGCGGAUGAUAUGAAAUCUCUUGGAGAUGACUCCUUGCCCAUCGACGUGACUAAGGAUGAAAGGACCGAAUCUGCUUUGAGCCACAAAAACAUUAUGGAAAUAUCUCAUGGUUCCGUAAACGGAUUGGGUUUCCCGCCACAAAACGAGGUAGUCGUGAAGAGCGUCAGUCGAUACAGCACCGCGCAUGCGCCCGAAGGCUACUGCUACAAUGUCGAUCCUACUUUGCCAAAAUGUAGUAUUAUUCCGAAAUAUGCUUUAAAUAUUUCUUCGUGCGCAUGCUGCCUGGAUAUAACAGAAAAAAGUUACAAUGGAAAAAUUUCCUGGUAUCAUUUCUUGUGGAUGCGCGCGGCGGAGCGUUGCGUGGUUGUCGUGGGGGUGGCGUACGCGUUAUUGUCCCUCCACUUUCUGCUCAGCAACCGACAAGAAUCACUUGCAGAUAUUUGA
Molecule: messenger RNA, 2157 nt
Organism: Leptosia nina
Lineage: Eukaryota; Metazoa; Arthropoda; Insecta; Lepidoptera; Pieridae
Source: the annotation of a GenBank genome assembly